This is a messenger RNA of Olea europaea var. sylvestris, 477 nucleotides long. RefSeq lists its product as uncharacterized. The record is from RefSeq and is a predicted model, not a curated record. The coding region runs from base 7 to 477 and encodes 156 amino acids. Lineage: Eukaryota; Viridiplantae; Streptophyta; Magnoliopsida; Lamiales; Oleaceae. The transcript has 2 exons.
UUUGGCAUGGUUACAUGGUACAAUACAUUGUCUGCUAUUAAUAGAGUAAGCAAAAUAUUGCAAAGUGAAGACAUGUCUAUUGAUGCUGCGAUUAGUCACAUGAAAGCACUUAUUUCAUUUUUUGAAGCAUAUAGAGAAACUGGAUUUGAAUCCGACAAAAUUACUGCUAAAGAAAUUGCUGAUCAAAUGGAAGUUGAACCUACAUUUCAUGAAAAACGUAUUAUUCAUAGAAAGAAGCACUUCGAUGAAAAUGUUAAUGAUGAGAUAACACAUUCACCUGAAGAAUCAUUUAGAGUUGAUUAUUUCUUGUACAUAGUUGAUCAAGCUCUUUCUUCGCUUAAGUUAAGAUUUGAACAAUUUCAAAGUUACGGUUGCAUCUGUGGAAAGGAGCUUCUCAAAGUUGAAGUUGAUAAAAUCCUAUCUUUGAUCAACAAUGUCACAAGAAAGAUUGAAUGGCUUGGCCAUGGUAUCUAUUGA